Didymella exigua CBS 183.55 is the source of this 1338-nucleotide messenger RNA. RefSeq lists its product as uncharacterized. The coding region runs from base 185 to 1312 and encodes 375 amino acids. Lineage: Eukaryota; Fungi; Ascomycota; Dothideomycetes; Pleosporales; Didymellaceae. The transcript is spliced from 2 exons. The record is from RefSeq and is a predicted model, not a curated record.
CAGUCUCGUAGGAGUCUGUCCCUCUUCUUAUCCGUCUCAAACUUGGAGGCAAGACAUCAAUCUCGGAUCCAUUCAUACUUGUUGAUCAACAUAACCUCGGCGCGCUUCACUGCUCGUCCCGCGCGUCCUGAGACAGCAAACACUCAAGAGGAUCAUAACAAAUCAAUAACAGCUUAUUUUGGGUAUGGCUACUCAGCAUAGCCGCCCGGGAACUCCCUCGCGACGCGUCUUAGGUGACUUGCCUCCCAAAGCCAUGAAUUCGCCCUCGAAGCCUAAGCAUCUCGAGUCUGAACUCGCUCGAGCACAAAGCCCACUGAAGCAGCUGCAAGCCACCGCCCCAACUGCACGAGCCCUCGCCGGCAAGGAAAACGUUAUAAGGACUGACGCGUUCCCCCACGGAAGGAAGAGAAGCAUCACCGAAGUGGACGACGCGGAGAAGGUUCCUACCGCGAAGAUGGUCGCAUUCGAGCGCGACACCCCCCAACACGACGCGAUUGCCCAGCUCACCACCGCCGCAGUGCAGCGUCACACAUCCAACAAUCCCGUAGGUCUCGCCGAUCCCGGUUCUCCCACCGAGCGCGCAACACCCACACCUUCACCACCUCCCCCCGAGCCGCAAUCGCAGCCCUUUCCCGACUCGCAGAAGUCGUUCUCCGAGUUCCUCGACUACGGUCUCUGCGCCUCCCAACAGAGCGAAUACGGGACCGCAAUCCCCGCGCCGGCGCCCAAAACCCCAUCAAGCGCCCCAGCACCCAAGUCGCGCGCGCAGCUCCUGCGCACGCGUCUCACCUUUGCGAAAUACAAGGUCCGCACAAACCAAGUCUCCAAGCCCUCGCGUGAAGUCCUGUCCGACUACGAGCUCUCCUCGUCGCCCGACGCGCUGCGCACAUCCGCGUCUACCGCCGCCUACACCGCGUCCGCCGAGCAUAUGACUGCCACGAUGGCGACACCAGCGCAACGCGUGCCGAAUAUAACCAUCUCCUCGCCCACGCGCGCCCCGGUCUUCGUGAAAGCGAACCUCGACCCCUUCCGGCCGAUCGGGGCCCUUGGGCAGCCUCCCGUGAGCUUCGCGCCACCGAAUCAGAGCACAGGCAUAGAGUCGCGCGUUGUGGAAGGGUACGAGGUGGGCAGCUCGCCGCCGGUGCAGAGCGUGAGUCCUGCGGCGAUGAUGAGUCCCGUGCGGGGUGGGGAGAGCAAGCAUGAGCGGCUGGCACGGCUGAAGGAGCAGUCGUACAGGGAGAGUAGCAGUGUCCAGGGAAAUGCGGGGAAUGCGGCGAAGGGGCUGAUGGAGCUUAUGAGUGGGAGACGAUAGAAGAGGUAAGGGUAGGACUGGGCAGU